AGCUGGCCAUCUGAAGGACCAUAUGCAAGAUUUAUUUAUGCAUAUUCUCUACCAAAUUUUGAUGAAUGGUCAAACUUUUCUCCUGCUGAUAUAGCUAAAUAUGCAAAAACUAAAGUUGUACAACUUCAUCCAGAAAAAUUGAAACAUACAAUGCCUAAAUCACCAUAG
This is a messenger RNA of Dentiscutata heterogama, 168 nucleotides long. Lineage: Eukaryota; Fungi; Glomeromycota; Glomeromycetes; Diversisporales; Gigasporaceae. The record is from the annotation of a GenBank genome assembly.